AUGGCCGAUAAAAAUGUUAGAGAAAUAUGUAAAGUUUUAUUUUUGUGUAUUUCAUGGUAUGCAGUUAGUUCCACAAAUAAUGUCGUCGGUAAAACUGUACUCAAUGAGUUUCCAUAUCCUGUGACGAUGACAAUGGUUCAGUUAUUGUCUAUAACAGUUUUGAGUGGACCUGUUUUCAAUCUGUGGGGUGUCAGGAAGUAUGGGGAUAUUUCCUGGAAAUAUUAUUGGCAGCUGAUAAUUCCUCUGGCUCUUGGAAAAUUCGUGGCGUCUGUGUUUUCACAUGUAAGCAUUUGGAAAGUAUCAGUUUCAUAUGCUCAUACAGUGAAAGCUACAAUGCCUUUAUUCACUGUGAUACUGUCUAGGAUAAUAAUGGGUGAAACUCAAAGCUAUAAAGUGUACUUCAGUUUGGUACCAAUUAUAGUUGGAGUGAGUGUAGCAACAGUUACAGAACUUAGCUUUGAUGUUAUUGGAUUAGUUAGUGCUCUGGCAGCCACUGCAGGAUUUUCCCUACAACAUAUCUUCUCAAAGAAAGUUCUUCAUGAUACCAAAAUCCACCAUCUAAGGCUCUUGCACAUAUUGGGCAGACUGGCCUUCUUUAUGUUCCUACCUAUAUGGAUUUAUCUAGAUCUGUCUAAUUUACUGGCUGAUAAGUCAAUAGUGAGCCAGCACAACUAUAGAGUGGCUGCUCUGCUUUUCACUGAUGGCAUUCUCAACUGGUUCCAAAAUAUCAUAGCUUUCAGUGUGCUUUCCUUGGUAACUCCCCUGACUUAUGCUGUGGCAAAUGCAAGCAAAAGAAUAUUUGUUAUUGCUGUUUCCCUUUUCAUAUUAGGAAACCCUGUGACAGGUGCCAAUGUUUUUGGCAUGUUACUUGCUAUUAUGGGCGUAUUGGGUUACAAUAAGGCCAAAUACGACCAGAAACAAGAAGAAAAGAAACAGACAGUUUUGCCAUACACUCACCAGAAUUGGCAGAAAAAUAGUUUUUUGCCCAAGAGGUCUGGUGUAUCUAAUGGAGUCAGUAAGGAAAGUUAUAGUGAUUACUCAAAUGGGUUAAAUAACAAUAAAUUUCCUUAUAUCCCACAAACAACAAAAGGAAAUCUACUAUUCAUUUAA
Messenger RNA from Phaedon cochleariae (mustard beetle), 1110 nucleotides. The record is from the annotation of a GenBank genome assembly. Lineage: Eukaryota; Metazoa; Arthropoda; Insecta; Coleoptera; Chrysomelidae.